Messenger RNA from Lates calcarifer (barramundi perch), 5794 nucleotides. It is a transcript of the gene efnb1, whose product is annotated as ephrin-B1. The record is from RefSeq and is a predicted model, not a curated record. The coding region runs from base 922 to 1920 and encodes 332 amino acids. Gene Ontology annotation, biological process: ephrin receptor signaling pathway; axon guidance. Gene Ontology annotation, cellular component: plasma membrane. The transcript has 5 exons. NCBI's taxonomy places the organism in Eukaryota, Metazoa, Chordata, Actinopteri, Centropomidae. Gene Ontology annotation, molecular function: ephrin receptor binding.
UUACAGUUGAGCUCGAGCUGCUGCACACACCGGAGUGCAGUGAGUUUUUCAGACGGUUUAAAAAGAUAUACCAGCAUGGACGCGUUGGCGAGCGGAUUUCGAGCCACCGAGCGGGCUGGUGAGCGGGUCUAACCUUCCCUCGGCACUUUUUUUGCGUCAAACAAAGGGGGCAGACGGAGCAGUGUAAUUACGCACUGGCCACGAAGCAUGCCCGAGUUGGACUAGAGGCUUUUUUACCCCUCUGGAGCGCAGCACGCACGCGGAACGGCGCUGAGAGCCGGGAGGAAUAUUUACAAUAGAAACUCAGUCCCUUUAGCGAAGAAGAAUAGCAGAGGGGAGGAGGAGUGAAAGAUAACACUGGAAUGAAGUGGACCUCGGGAUUCCCAGCGUGCUGCGGAGUUGUGACUGAUGGAUGAAUGUGGUCAUCUGUAGGCUAUAUACAGCGACAGGUACAGACACCAUCAGGGGAGCUUUGACAAAGACGCGGCGCAGCGCUUCAUCGGCAGCCGCAUCGCCAGAUUGUGUCUCCAAAAACUGUACGACUGCUUAGAUCUGUUUCACCACGUAGCAGAUCGUAUCGUCGACUUGUCUCUGUAGAGUUAAAAAAAAAAGGUCGUGAAGGGCUGUUUUUUUGUCUCAGCCACAGGUCAACCAGGACACUCGGGGCUGUACUCCUUCCCCCAGAUCCUAUCGAGAACCGGGGGCUUCCUUGCACGUCCUGCGGACAGUUCAGUCAAGGACACGGGGGUCUGGAGCAUUUUUUAAGAAGUCGGACAGAGGGACAUGUAUCUGAUAUCGACCUCACAUGCUCCCGACUGAUCGUAGCUCACCUUCCCACCGGGCGAACCACAGAUAAAAAGCUGCCAGGCGCACUGUCCGACCGCUCUGAGUUAUCAGCUCACUGUCUGUACAUUUAUCAGAAUGGCGGGACUCGCUUGUUGGAAGUAUUACCUCUGGAUCUUUAUUCUAAUGUGUAGGUCUGCGUUACCUUCGGCAAAAUCGCUGGAGACUAUAAUUUGGAGCUCGCAGAAUCCCAAAUUUCUGGCUGGAAAAGGCCUGGUGAUCUACCCAGACAUCGGGGACAAGCUGGACAUCAUCUGUCCCAAAGCGGACCAAGGCAGAGACUAUGAGUACUACAAGCUGUACUUGGUGAAGAGGGAGCAGGCGGAGAGCUGCAGUACAGUCCUCGAUCCUAACGUCCUGGUCAACUGCAACAAACCAGAGAAGGACAUCAAGUUCACCAUCAAAUUCCAGGAGUUCAGCCCCAACUACAUGGGCCUGGAGUUCAAGAGGAACGUCAACUACUACAUCACCUCAACCUCCAACGGCACCAUCGAGGGCCUGGAGAACCGAGAGGGAGGCGUGUGCAAGAGCCGAGCCAUGAAAGUCAUCAUGAAAGUCGGGCAAGUUCCAAAUGCGAACCCAGGAGUGCCGGAGGAUCCAGAGGACAACGCCAUACCGGAGUCCAGUCCCAGUCCGCCUGACCGGGACCGCGAUCGGCCAGGACCUGAGAUCCCAGGAAACCCUGACACCAUGAAUCAGGACCAGGGUUCCUCGGCGAACUCGGACGGCAUCUUUGGCUCCAGAGUGGCCGUGAUCUGCGCCAUCGGGGCUGGCUGCAUCAUCUUCCUCCUGCUCAUCCUCCUCCUCGUCAUCCUGCUCAUCAAGAUGCGCAAGCGUGCCAGGAAAAACGCCCACUCGCAGCCCCGCCCCUCGGCGCUGUCGCUCAGCACGCUGUCCAAUCCCAAGCUGCCCGGGGGCACGGCUGGCACGGAGCCCAGUGACAUCAUCAUUCCGCUGCGGACAGAGAACAACUACUGCCCUCACUAUGAGAAGGUGAGCGGCGACUAUGGCCACCCCGUCUACAUUGUCCAGGAGAUGCCGCCGCAGAGCCCUGCCAACAUCUACUACAAAGUCUGACACGCUCCGCACAGCCAGCGACACAGCCAGGAGAGAGAAUGAGAGGAGCGCUUGAUUUAUGUUCUUGGGAAGAACACCUUCCUUUGCAUUCUGGGGACUUGAUGCUUCCUCAAGCCCCUGUUAUUUCUACCACCUGCUGCACAAAUCUGGAGAGACACACACUGACCAGUAACCAGCGGGGUUGUGAGCUGACUGAUGAGAGGUUUAUUCUGUUUGUUUGGGUUGUCUGACAAUCCCCAUCCCCCUUCCUAGUCCUCCUCCUCCUCCCCUCACCUCCCACCUUCCACGUGUCCCUGCUGCGCUUCGACAGGGGGGCGGGGCUGGAGCAAACCGACAGAUGGAACUCUAGCUUCCUGGUUUGCUGUCCCCUUUAAUGGGCAGGAUAUAACUUAUCUCAGUUCCCUGAAGUACAGUCUGUGCUACACCCAAUUAAACACACCAUCUUAGCACACUAGCCAGGAACAGGCAGACACAGGCCCUGAAUGCCACUCAGCCUGCAGUUUGUGUGCGAGCAUAAAACGUGUGCGUGUAUGAGUGUGUGUGUGUGUGUGCAUGUGUGUGUGUGCACGCGCGUGUGUGUUAGCCAGGGCUCCGUGCUGGGCCAGGAAACUCUCCAGAUAGCUCAGGUAUCAGACACAGUGUGUGAAAUAAUGUGUUCCUCUCCCUUCGCACCUCUGAUGUUUGCCUUACUUACUAUUUUUGAUGGAGGAUUUCCUCAAACCCUGAGUCAGUUCACAAAGCAGUUGUAUUUUGUUAGACUUUUCCUACAAGUGCACAAUGUAUAGAGUUGAAUAGAUCAUCAUUAUUACUCCAUCUUCUCACCACCCAUGUCAUCCAUUGCACAACCAUUGCGUUUUUCCCAAGAGAGUACCUUGACCUGGACUGUUGAUGUCGAGGUGUGCAUGUGUAUGUGUGUGUGUGUGUGUGUGUGUGUGUGUGUGUGCUUCCAGGGAUACUCCCUUCUCCGCUGGUCUGAUGCGAGCGUUACCAUUACUCUGGUAUUUAUGACCUACUUGUGUGUAUCUGAGGGUGUGUCCUCUGUGAAUGAGUAUGUGUGUGUGUACGUGUGUGGACAUGUCCGGACCAGUCUCAUAUCUGGGCAGACUUAUUGGCUUUGGGGUAGAACAGUAAGUUACUGUAUCAUAAGCUUCAAAAACACGACAGACAGACCGACGCGCCGACAGACAGACAUGCCCAAGAUCUUACAAAACCCUUCUAGUGCUCCAGCUGGCAUCAAUUGAAGGCUUUAUUGUGUCUGAUGAGCUUUCGGGGAGAUGGUUUUUAAGACAGCAGGCAGGUUGAUAUUUGUUUGUUCUAGCCUCUGGUGCUACAGCGUAGGCAUCAAAGAGUUAGUUUGGUGCCUGCUGCCUAGGCAAGGUGGGCGUAGGUUGGAUGGUGGGCACCGAUUGGCUGGCCUACAUAGGUAGGAUGCCCUAUAUAUAAGUUGGACAGCAAGCUGCGGCUCAACAUUGGGAUACAGUAUUGUCAGAUGCCAAUUGGCUGCCAUCUGUAGAUGAGUCAGUGGAGUGCGCAGUCAGUGGCGUCGCCAGCGUGUGACUAAUCUAUGUGCCAUCUCCGUGCCCACACUCACCAGCCGGGAGAGGGGAGAGAGAGGGAGCGAGAGCAGCAGAUAAAGGAGAGAAUGUUCCUGUGACUUGGCUUUAACCUGAGAGGAAGAUGGCGUUAGGGGGGGUGGGGGGUUGGGGUGGUGAUGGGUGGGGGUGGGGGUGGGGACUGGCGGAGGUAGUUUAGCAUUCAUUUUUCCAUCCUCUCACCAGUUGUGCUGUGAAUAAAAAUGCUGUGCAGAAUAUUCCACAGUCAAGGUGUUCAGCCAACGAGGACACUGCAGCUCAGCUAUCACACAGCCCAGGGCAGCGGCACCGAGACAGGAUUUACUGCAGCUGGAUGUGUGCACGUGUGCACACCGAAGCUCGCCUUUAGGUGGGGUAGGAUGGGGAGUGUUGGGGGUGUUUGAAUCUAUCAGUGUGCACAUGUAGGUGCUUCUACAUGUGCUCAUUUGUGCUUAUAUGUGCAGUUUUUCUCUGUGUGUUAUAUAUAUAUAUGUGCAUGUGUGUGUGUGUGGAUGCUUCUGUGGUCUAGCAGCUGAACAGACUUGUUUUGGGGACUGGAGCUAGGUGCUCCAAAACAGUGUGGCUGCCAAAGUACAGAGCGCCGCAGUCCCAGUUAAUGAAGUGUGAGAGGAGAGGAGAGGAGAUAAGAACAGCUAUUCCUCAGCAUGCAGACAUGAGCUGACGUUUGAUGGCACAUGUGCGCACACACACGCCCGCAUGCACAGACGCACACCGAAGCUGACGGGUCCAGGUUUAUCUCCAGUCAAACGGUCAGGCUGUCGGUGAAUGUUUAUUCACCAGCAGAGACACCCAUCAUCCGCUGCCACAAACUAUUGCCAUCCACGGAUAUACACUGCUGAGUUAAAAGGCAGCCCAGCUUGAAGACUCGGGGAAGACUCCAAUGGCUUUUUGCGUGUCGUUAACCUCAGAGUUAACAACCUAAGCAGCUGCUCGUGCUUUUUGUGGUCCUGUGUUUUAACUCAGCAUGCAGCCCUCAGCGGCCCUCUGUGAAACACAUCUAGAUCAAAUAUUUUUGUUUCGGAUCGGUGCGCAUCCGUUCACCUACACCAGCCAAGGGAGUCAUUACCAAAUUACCACAAACCAUAUCUCAUUUUCAUUCAUUCUUGCGACCACUUAAUGUUAUUCAAAAAAAUAAAAAAUAAAGCGGAGAUAACAGAGAAAUGUAAAUAUAUGGAUAGAGCCCAAUUUAAGAUGUAAUUUCACCUGAACACUGCUCAUAAUAAAAAUUUAAGAUUAGAUUUUUGUAAUGGAGGAUGUUUGUAAAUAGCUGUCUUUUUAAAGUGUGUUUUGUAUGAAUCCUUGCAUUUUUGUCUCUGUUUGCAAUAUGUUUUUAUUUUCUUUUCUUUUAGAGUUAAACUGAAUAUUGCAGCGGACACAUGAGCUGUCUUUUUUGCAGCGUCCAGUAUUGUCAAAAAAAAAGUCUUUGUUACCACAUGUGUUAAAAAAAGAAAAAAAAACUGGGGUUCAGAGUUUUUACAUCGCCAUUCAACAGGAUUCUAGUUGCUCAGAAACUGUUCAGGACUGAAGCUUUGUCACCGAGCGGCUUUGAAAUGGAUAGGUCAUUGAAACUAUGAAUGAUAAGGCCCCCUUCCCUGUUGGAGACAGCACUUAACUCUGCAUAUGAAGACUGUGUUAUUCCACUGCCUCUGAGUUACCUACACCUUCCGCUCCAUUAUAAGAUGUAACAAAAACAUUUUUGGUCCACAAAGAUGAGUCUUUUUUUCAGUUUUAAUAAGUCUGUCGGGCCAAGAUGGAGAGAGAUGUAGAGCAGAGAGAUAUAUAGAGAGAGAGAGGGAGGGGGAGGAAAAAAGAAAAAGGGGGCCACGUAUGAGAGAGUGUGACCGUUCUGCGCUCACCAAUAAAUCUUCUGGUUUACACCACUCAUUAUCUCCCAGGCGGUCCUUUGUUUUAAAGUUGCUCUCUCCUUCUCUUUCCCUCCCUCCACCCCUCUCCUUUGUCAUCUCUCUUUUUCCUAAUUUAGCACAAGGAUGUUGGUCGCUCAUGGUGUGAGUCUCACUGUAGGUUGAUUUCUGCUAUUGUUCAAAGCCACAGUAUUAUUUUUCAAUGUGCAUGUGUAAGCAAAACCUGUUGAAUUUUGUUUCCCUUUGUUUUAAUCAUUACUGUCAAGUUUUGUCCUUUUAUUUCUUUUAUUUUUUUUUCUGCCAUUCACUUUUUUGCCGCUUCUCAGCGUAACCUAUUGGCACCAGCUACAAUGGAAAUAACGUUCCACCAGUUUGGAAACAACCGCAUAUUGAUAAAUAAAAUUUUUCCCAUGGAACUUG